UAAAUAAUUUAAAAAAAAAAAGAUAACAAACUUAAUACCUAACUCUUCCCCCAUCUUCUUCGAUUUCCCCCCGCGAGGUAGAGAUUCGAGAGGAUGAGUUUCCAAGAUCUGGAAGCUGGCUCUCGAUUUCAGGCCUGAUCAUCUGGGAGGCAGCAGAAACCUCCGUCUCGUGGGGAUCCGUCUCAGGAGGUAGCCGCCGGGGUUUUCAGGAUCAGCACCGCUGUUAAUUCCUUCUUCCGCCUCGUUAAUUCCAUCGGAACUCCUAAGGAUACUCUUGAUUUGCGAGAUAAGCUGCAAAAGACAAGCCUACAGAUAUCAGAACUGGUGAAACAAGCUAGACUCAAGGAAGCUAGUGAAGCCGACCACCAUGGAGCAGCUUCUCCAAUUAAGAAGAUUGCAGAUGCUAAACUGGCAAAAGAUUUCCAGUCAGUUCUCAAAGAGUUUCAGAAAGCUCAGAGACUUGCAGCUGAAAGAGAAAUUACAUAUACUCCUGUCGUCACAACAAGAGAUAUACCUACCAGCUAUAAUGCACAGGAGCUGGAUAUUGAAUCUUUAAGGACCUCGACCUCCCCGCAACAAACUCGUCUUCUACAAUCAAGGCAAGAAGUAGUGUUUCUAGAUAACGAGAUAACAUUCAAUGAAGCAAUAAUCGAGGAAAGAGAGCAAGGAAUUAGAGAAAUUCAAGAACAGAUUGGUGAAGUGAAUGAAAUCUUCAAAGAUCUAGCUGUUUUAGUGAACGAUCAAGGAGUUAUGAUCGAUGACAUCAGCUCUAACAUUGAUAACUCACAAGCUGCAACUGCACAAGCCACUGCUCAACUCAGAAAAGCAUCUAAAACUCAAAGAGCAAACUCAUCUUUGACAUGCCUUCUUAUUCUCAUUUUUGGGAUUGUUCUACUCAUUGUCAUCAUCGUUGUAUUGGUCUGAAGCUUCAAUCUCAAGCAUGAAACGAAGACUUACUCAAGGAAGCUAUACAAAUUACACAUUCAAGAAAUAUCUAUUGUACAGAUUCUUUACACUCCAUCGUUCUUCCCGUGUAAUCGGAUUGAACCUCAACUUCUCAUCGUGUGAAUCCUUGAUGUGGUAAUCCAUCUUACCAUUAGUGAUAUGUAUGAUGUUUUCACACAAAAGUAACAUGUAUUAGAAACAAGACAAGAGCAAGAUCUCUACUCAAAGAUUUGAUUAUUCACAAGCA
Brassica oleracea var. oleracea is the source of this 1192-nucleotide messenger RNA. RefSeq names its product syntaxin-21. The record is from RefSeq and is a predicted model, not a curated record. Gene Ontology annotation, cellular component: SNARE complex; membrane; endomembrane system. NCBI's taxonomy places the organism in Eukaryota, Viridiplantae, Streptophyta, Magnoliopsida, Brassicales, Brassicaceae. Gene Ontology annotation, molecular function: SNAP receptor activity; SNARE binding. Gene Ontology annotation, biological process: vesicle-mediated transport; vesicle fusion; intracellular protein transport.